ACGAGGCUCAUGAAGUAAAAUUUCAGUUCUACAUAAGUAAUAUUUACAUGAUGUGGCCCUUCUUUUUUGUCUGAGUCCUAAUUCUUGGAAUCCGUGUGUGGGCGCAAAUAUUCUAUUCGGUUUAUACCAACACUUUAUUUGUACUCUCCGCUACUCCGCUAGUCACUACAAGUGCAUGUCCUCUUAAUGAGAGAAGUUCUUGGUUGCGACAAGCCUCGUUACCACUGCUUAUCAAUCCAACUAGAUCCGAUGGAAACAAUUUACAAGAUUUCCCCGAGAUUGACUGGGAUCUCCCAGAUCUCGCCUCCACCCUCGCUCCCCAUCGCAAAAUUGCUUGUUGCACUUACCUAAAUUGUGUUCACCUUCGAGCCAUGUGGUAGCCAUUACAGAAACUGCAUAGCCUAUUCUCAUCAUGCCGCCGAUCAGUUUUUUUGGGAUUCGACCAUGUAAGUACUCACAGUGGUGUGGCGUCAUUGGUUCUGCUUGCCAAGCUUCAUGUGCACACUGCCUGCUGUCCUUCGGAUGGGCAUAUAAAACUGCCCUACUGUAUACCCUGUGCUUGCUCUUGUCCUUCGACCGUGAAACCAUGCUAGACCGACGGCUCCUGCCAAUCAAUCGAAAUGUCCUUGAUGUCCAUGUUUGUUGCGCCCCUGCCAGUCCAUCCACUAACUUUCCGCCAACUACCACCAAUACGCUUACACGUGUCUCGAAUUAUGGCUCCUGGCAAAGUCACCCAGUGACCCUUCACAGCGCCCGGCAUCACGACCCUGCGUCAUGCAGCACGUUACAGAUGUGGCCCGAUGUCCGAGUUCACCAUUUGAAUUCCACCGAUUCCACCAUAUUUAACGAGCCGUCGUAUCAGUGGCAGGCUUACGCCAUCCCGCCUUCAAGCGGGCUACUCUCACCUACUAUACCUCCGCAUCUGGCUGCAGAAUAUCGCUUUUCAUCGCAGCCUCGCGGUGAAAAUAUACAUCACCUCUCAGAACAUUCACCCACCAACCAUUCAUAUUUCCUCCCACAUCAUGGCCAUUCCUCGUCUCCCCUCUUGCCUUGCAAAUGGCUACACGACGACGCAUCCCAAAUCUGCGGAUUCUGGGGAACAUUAGAGGCACUAAAAGCGCACUGUAAAACUCACUUAAAUGCCGGUCCCCCACACGCGCAGAUAGAGUGCCGCUGGGACCAUUGUGAUUAUAAAAAGCGUUCGAACUCGGCAGUACGUUCUAUGCGGCGCGACUGUAUGUGGCGCCACAUGUGCGAAGUCCACUUGGGAAUGAAGAGGAUCACCUAGGCGAGCUCACCCCCUCAUGUAUCUUUGCUGUACUUGUUGUACGGUUGCUAGCUGUGUUGCUAUAAUAGAUCCUUAUCGAUCGUUUGUCAUCGACUCUCGUAUUAUAGUUUUCUAUAUUGACACCAAAAAAUACAGUGAUCAUUCUGGCCUCUUGAACAUCAUGAGGUGACUACCGCUCGGUAAGGUAUUUUCUGCUCACAUAUAAGGUUAAACACCUUGCCAUCGCGCCCACCCCAUCGCGCG
Molecule: messenger RNA, 1531 nt
Organism: Suillus plorans
Lineage: Eukaryota; Fungi; Basidiomycota; Agaricomycetes; Boletales; Suillaceae
Exons: 3
Coding region: 413-1288 (291 amino acids)
Source: RefSeq, a predicted model, not a curated record